AUGGAUUUGAAACACAAGGUAGCAUUAGUCACGGGAGCAGCAACAGGCCUGGGCCGAGCCUUCUGUGAAGAACUUUUGAAGUAUGGCGCAAAGGUGUCAAUAUGUGACCUGGACUCAGAUGCAGGUGAAUUGACGACCAAAGAGUUGGAGCAUGAGUUUGGUGCUAAUCGCGUCCUAUUUUGCCAUUGUGAUGUGACUGACUAUGUUCAGUUCGAAGAAGCAUUCCAGUACACGAAAACUAUUUUCAACGACAUCGAUAUUGUAAUUAAUAAUGCAGAGAUUAUGAAUGAUAAAUUCUGGGAGCUGGAAGUUGACGUUAACCUUAAUGGGGCAAUACGUGGAACGUUACUCGCACAGCAAUUCAUGAGCAAGGAUAAGGGUGGCAAGGGUGGAGUGCUAGUAAAUAUUGGGUCGGCCGUGAGUGUAAAACCACAACUUUCCACCCCUAUUUACACAGCCACUAAACAUGCCAUCCUUGGUCUAACCAAAUCGUGUGGCGAUCCAUACCAUUACAAUAUAAACGGUAUUAGAACAUUCGCCUACUGUCCAGGGCCCAUUGAAAACUCAUUUUCCCAUAAUAAGCGAUUCAGCUCACCAGCGCAUGAAAAAGCAUGGAAACUGGACAUGUCCGGUUUUCAGUUCCAAAAACUGGAACAUGUAGCGCGAGAACUUAUCCCUCUGCUAAAAAACGCAACUACCGGUUCUAUUUGGCUGGUAAGCAAUGGAAAACCUCCCAAGGAGAUAACAUAUAGCAGCAUUUAA
Messenger RNA from Sabethes cyaneus, 762 nucleotides. Its product is annotated as 15-hydroxyprostaglandin dehydrogenase [NAD(+)]-like. The record is from RefSeq and is a predicted model, not a curated record. Lineage: Eukaryota; Metazoa; Arthropoda; Insecta; Diptera; Culicidae. The transcript is spliced from 4 exons. Gene Ontology annotation, cellular component: cytoplasm. Gene Ontology annotation, molecular function: oxidoreductase activity, acting on the CH-OH group of donors, NAD or NADP as acceptor. Bases 1 to 762 code for a protein of 253 amino acids.